This is a messenger RNA of Funneliformis caledonium, 178 nucleotides long. Lineage: Eukaryota; Fungi; Glomeromycota; Glomeromycetes; Glomerales; Glomeraceae. The record is from the annotation of a GenBank genome assembly.
AGAAGAAAAUGCCAGACUUAUAACCAAGAUAAUUAGACAAGCUAGCUUGUUUGAAAAAGCUGAGCUUGAGGCAAGGAAUGCUAAACUUAUAGAAAGAAUCGCAAAACUGAAAGAUAAGCAGUUGGAGAACAUAAUAAUAAAAAACUCAUGCGUAAGCGCAUCUGGCCAAGUAUCAUGA